Messenger RNA from Mollisia scopiformis, 557 nucleotides. RefSeq lists its product as uncharacterized. The record is from RefSeq and is a predicted model, not a curated record. The coding region runs from base 75 to 404 and encodes 109 amino acids. The transcript has a single exon. Lineage: Eukaryota; Fungi; Ascomycota; Leotiomycetes; Helotiales; Mollisiaceae.
CCUCAAACGCAUCCGAACUCACUCGACCAUAUUUGAAAAUCUGGUCUCUGCCCCCAACUCCAACGAUCGGUACCAUGGCUCCUUCAAGCCCAGAGAUCAGUGUACAUAUCAAAGCGCCUGACUUUGAGCUCAUCACCCCCAAAGCUGCGUCCCGCAUGCCCCAGGAACGCUUAUUCUUGCGUGGCGGAGUCAAGAUCGUGAAAAUCUCGCCGACCAUGGUUAUGAAGUACGGAGAUAGCGUACAUAUGAGCGAAGCCAAGACGCUGGAGUUCGUACGGCAUCACACAUCGAUUCCGGUACCGCGAGUCUACGCCGCGUACACACAUGGGCCAUUCGAGGAGCGAGAUGAGGAGUGGGCUUCAAAAUAUGAUACCUAUAUUUUUCUAGAUUUCGUGGAGGGUUAGACCUUAGAGAAGGAAUGGGGUAAUUUGGGCGACGACGAGAAGUCACGUGUAAUGCACGAGCUUCAAGGUUACUUGGAACAGUUGCGAGCUGUGCCGGGAAGUAAUUAUAUAGGAUCUCUCAACAACGGCCCGGUAAUAGAUGUUAUUCUCGAG